AAUUAUGUAAAAUGUGCAAUUUUUAUGAAAUUGAAGAAAAAAAUUGGUCAUGUAAGAUCUCUUUGAAAUAAAAUGAGUGUAUAUUUUUCUGGAAUGUUAAUAGCUUUUGCAGAGAGCGAGUUUACCAUGACCCUACCAUGACCCGGUCACCAUUCCAAAAAUUUGCAUGCAAUUAUAUUUCCACUCCAGUGUAAGCUGGCAGUGAAAGGGUUCAAAGGUCAACUAUUGUGAUUGCUCAUGCAAGCAAUAUUUCACUGCUGAUGCAAUUUUUGUUGGAGGUUUCUCCCCUAGGAGACCCUCUCUGGAAUGUUGAUAGCUUUAGCUUGUGUUUAAUGUAGUUGAGCAGUCAGAAUCAGGUACAGAGAUAACAUUUAUUCUGUGAAAAAUGUCUCAUAAGAAAGCAUUGCCUUCAGCUACACAGUUAGUAGAACUAUAUCAAAGUGAGGAAGUACUUUGGAAUAUACAUAAUUCAGACUAUUUUAAUAAAAGGAAACGGAGAAAUGCCCUGGAGAGAAUCGGUGCAAUCAUCGGGAUUACUGCUGAAGAAGUGAAGUCAAAAUUGCGAAAUAUGAGGACGUAUUACAAUGCAGAAAAAAAGAAGAUAGAGAAUGCAGGAAAACGUGAACCUGGAACAGAUGAUGUGAUAGAGUCAUCAUGGCCACUAUUCAAUCUUCUGGACAAAUUUUUGAGUGAUAUUGUGGUACGAAGGCCGACAAAAUCAAAUCAAGAUGAAGUAGCUGUUGAUAAUACGUUCAUUGGAACAGAUGCAGAUGAUGAUGAAGAUGAUUUUCUGAGCCAAGACAAAGAAGAUGACACAGAGAGUCAUGAUGAGAUGACAAGUAUUUAUUCCGGUGGCCCUUUAAAGAGGAAAGCGUGCAGUAACCCAAAGCGACAACCAAGCAAAAAAAGAAUUACCGAGAUCAAAGUACAGCGCGCUAUCAUACUUGCCGGUGACAGCUUAGAAUCAGUGAGAGCGGGAUUGGCAGCAGAUGAAAGAACGGCUCCGUUCCUGGUAGACGACGAUGCUGCACUUUUCAGCAAAAUCGUAGAAGCAGACUUUCGGAAAAUCAAAAGUCGCAGGGUUAGGCAUAAUAUUAAGAUGAAAGUUAUGGAUUUGCUCUUUCAAGGCACAUUAGAAGAUGAAAUGUACGGAGAGACGGUUGCACCGUCCACAUCACAGCCACGCCAUUUCCCUUCUCAGCACAGCAGUGGUCCAAUGAACUUGAAGUAAAUGCGGCCUAAUGUUUGUAUUCAGGUGUGUGAAAGGACUGGUGCUGGGAGGGGUGUGAAAGGAUCUCAUCUAUGUGUAGUAACAUCUUCCAAUUUUGAAUCUCCCAAACACGAACUUACUAUUUUAUGAACCCAAUUUGUGGUAAUGACUACCAUUGCCAAUAAUCAUUUAUAAAAAAAAACAUUUAAAAUUGCAUUUAAAAAGAUAGAAAAAUAUUCUGUAAUAUACUAUAUAUUUCUAUUUUUAUAUAAUUUAACCAAGAUAUAUUGUAGACCUAAAUUGUAAUAAAUAAAACAAUUACCUUAAGCAAGGUACUGUAUUGACAGCUGAAAUUUGUUUACGUAGGUUGGUUGAUUGUCUCUCUAUGAUGGGAGUAACUUUUGUUAAAAUUUUGUUGAGUGUUGUGUCAACCAUUUAAAUAUAUUUCAUAAGGCAUUAAUUAUUCUUGAAGUGCAUAAUGGCUAUCUACUUUCUUGUCUAGAUUUUAUGUAUUUGUUUUUGCUUGUGUAACUCUAUAGGCAGCUAAUAUUAAUGUGACUAAACUGCCAACAAGUAAUAUGCAUAAUAGAUAAUACAAUGCUAUAGACUUGUAGUGUAAAAUGCUAAUUAAAAGUGCUUCAAUUUUGACAAA
This is a messenger RNA of Anneissia japonica, 1862 nucleotides long. RefSeq lists its product as uncharacterized. The record is from RefSeq and is a predicted model, not a curated record. NCBI's taxonomy places the organism in Eukaryota, Metazoa, Echinodermata, Crinoidea, Comatulida, Comatulidae. Bases 386 to 1231 code for a protein of 281 amino acids. The transcript has 3 exons.